Messenger RNA from Exaiptasia diaphana, 3060 nucleotides. Its product is annotated as regulating synaptic membrane exocytosis protein 2. NCBI's taxonomy places the organism in Eukaryota, Metazoa, Cnidaria, Anthozoa, Actiniaria, Aiptasiidae. The transcript is spliced from 21 exons. Gene Ontology annotation, biological process: positive regulation of synaptic transmission; calcium ion-regulated exocytosis of neurotransmitter; regulation of synaptic plasticity. The coding region runs from base 1 to 2769 and encodes 922 amino acids. Gene Ontology annotation, molecular function: transmembrane transporter binding; small GTPase binding. The record is from RefSeq and is a predicted model, not a curated record. Gene Ontology annotation, cellular component: cytoskeleton of presynaptic active zone; presynaptic membrane.
AUGGAGCAAUUUAUAAAGAUCGAUUUUUCUUCUCUUACCCAAGAAGAGUCCGCUGCGCUUUACAACGUGCUGUUGAAACAGAAAGAAUUUGAAGAUUUGACUUGCCAUCGACGAAGGGAUUUGAGAUUGGAAAUUAUACACUUGGAAGAGAGAUUAUCUCAUAGUGAGAGGACGUCACAGGACGUUGAUCUGUGCAAAAUCUGCUUCAAAGCCAAAGUCGCAGAUUGUUUAAGUCUUCAGUGUAAACUGUGUCAGCGGAAAACAUGCUCUCGUUGUGGUGUUCGAGAGGUGUGCGAAAAGCAGAUCGAACAGCCAUCGAAAUCGUCAUUACAAGCUGAUCCAGAACCAGAAUAUCUCAGUCUUCCUGUAGAUCGUCAAUCGAUUCCAAGAGACUGCGACAGCGUCAUAUUGAGCGUCGAGGAUAGUGAUUGCUGCACAUCUGCAUACUUCUCUCCUUCUCCUACUCCUUCUCCUACUCCUUCAGAAGAAUUCUAUCCAGGCAUCCAUGCACUGAAUAUGGCCGGAGCAAUAGAAUAUGACAGCCCUGAUAGCAGUUACUCAACUGGAGGGAGCCCAAAGAUGGAAAUGACAAGAUCUAAGAGGCAUCCAAGUGACAUGACCACACACCAAGGACGGCCAAUCAUCGAACGUCUUACAUUGACCAAAUACAAUGCUUCGACCACAACAGAAGGUUUACCGUUUGGUACUCGAAUCGUUGGAGGAAAAAUGUCUGACGGAGUCGUAAUCGGUGCCUAUGUGACCCAAAUCAACCCAUCGAGCAAAGCAUCUACAUCACUCAACAUAGGAGACCAAAUUAUUGAAUGGAACAACAUUUCGCUUGUGGAUUCCACAUUUGAAGAGACGCAAGAGGCUAUCAAUUCAUCUCCAAACUCCGUGACACUUGUAGUAGGGCAUAUCAAAAGAAAGAAACAAACAUUACUUAGACCAUCAAGCAGUCAAAUUAUAAACGAUGCCAUCGAGAAGACACGUGCUAAUUUUGCUAAGGAAGGAACUCUCUGCCUCUCGCAAGAACAGCUUCUUUCAAGGCUCGAGAAGAACAGGUCCACAGACAGCAUAAUAAAGGAACAAGCAUUAUGUAAUAGAUAUGGUCUUCAAUCAAGAAUUCAUAUAUCUUUGUGGCAUGACCCCGAGAGAAACAACCUUAUCAUUAAGAUUAUUCGAGCACAAAGUCUAUCUUCAGGGGCUUCAGUUCGGGUGGAGUACCCCAAUCCUUACGCAGUCGUCAACCUUUUACCAAGAAAAACUCUAUCAACUCAGUUUAAAACGAAUGUGGAAUACCAAAGUGUUCAUCCUAUUUGGAACCUUACUUUCAUUUACUCAAACAUUACCAAAGAAGAGUUGCUAUACAAGUCCCUGGAAGUUUCAUUAUGGAGUGAACGGUCUACCAAGGUACCACAGUUUAUUGGUGCGGUGUUUGUUGAACUAAGUCAAGAUGUGUUGAGUAAUAUUCCUCAAUGGUACAAUAUAAAGAACCAAGUAGACGUGCUCCACAACAUCACUAUCCCUACAAGUCGUCGCUUUACAGUCUCCUCGUCGCAUGAUGUUAUCAACUCUAUCAUAUCGACCAGUAAAGAAAAAGAACAUUUUGUGGAGAUUUCGAGGACAUCAAGGAACGUACGCAGCUGUAUUGUCCGACAGAGAUCCCCACGAGAUGUAGUUGACAAAGAUAACACAUUUGUUUACAACAAAAGGAGAAAGACAGAUUCCGGUGCAACCGCUAGCUAUCUCGUCCGCAGUCGAACCCCAUCCAAACAGUCCAUCAAAGAUGAUGCAUUUGAUGGAGAGAUAACUAUGGAGGAUACCUUUAGAGGGAGAGGGAACAGCAUCUUAAGUUGUAAGGGUUUAGACACACAAGGCUUUCCAAGAACACAUAGCGCACCAGCAACACCAUGCGGGAAGACUGACUUUCAUCCCAUGUUUGCAUAUUCACCUCGCUUCAAUUGUCCUUUUUGGCAAAAAUCCAGAGAUGACGUAGCUUCAUGCACUAAUUCCAGUCAAGGAAGUCUACGUGGGAGUCCUUUAUGGGACAAAACAACGAGUCCAAGAUCUGAAAAAACGACAGUAAGUGAAGAAAGGGAGAACAAUAACACAAAGAUGCUUCCUGCAGUGUAUUUGACAGCAGCAAUCGACAAUGAAAGCAACACAUCAGAAGCUUCACUACAAGAAGACAGGAAGAAAAAGAGAUUGUUUUUUAGAUUUCCAAAUCCUGACUUCAGUAGCGAAAGUGACAGAAAAACGUCCUGCAGUUCGUAUUCAUUUGAUGAUGGCCCACAAGAUAAUGAAACUGGUCCAAAUCAAAUAUGUACAUCAACAGACGGAGGCCAAGACCUUGGGUAUGUGCGAAUCGGCUUGGUGAUUGAGAAUUCUGAAGUUCUGGUAGUUGAUAUAAUACGAGCAAAGUUAUUAUCAUUCAAAUCUGAACAGCAAGGUGGAAGAAUUCCACACUUGGAUACAUACGUAAAGACUUACUUAUUAAACGAUGGCACAAAAACCUGCAAGAGAAAGUCUUCUACAGUCCGACAAGACAGCAAUCCUGUAUAUAACUGGCAAGUCAAGUAUUCAACCGAAGAAAUCAGCAAAAGCAUGCUAUAUGUUUGUAUUUGGCAGAACCAUGGAAUGCUGGGUAAAAACUGCGCGAUCGGAGAAGUUCAUAUUUCCCUCGGUCGUCUAAUGUUAUCAAAAAGAAUUGUAGCUUGGUAUAAGAUAUUUCCUCCAAAACUCCAGCAGACCGCACAUGGCACAAGCUAGUUAUUGAUUGUAUAUUUGAGUGAAAAUAACAUGUUAUUACAUAUUAUAUAACUAGACCCAUAACUGCGUGAACUCGGGUUUCUUGUUGAUAACAAUCUAGUAUUGUAGUGAAUCCGAAAGAUUGAUAUUCAGCGUAAAUUGUUAUGUUCACUUUCCUAGUUUCUUUGUUGCAGUGCAUCAAACACGACCAAGAGAACGAAAACACUACAAUAAAUAUCACCCUUAAUUUACUUGUGGAGUUUAUCUUUUGUAUAAUUCUUGAAUUAAUUUUGCCAUUAUUAUUAUUUGUUG